Molecule: messenger RNA, 537 nt
Organism: Ixodes scapularis (black-legged tick)
Lineage: Eukaryota; Metazoa; Arthropoda; Arachnida; Ixodida; Ixodidae
Exons: 3
Source: RefSeq, a predicted model, not a curated record
UGCCCGAGGGUGUACUGCAUCAGCUGCGUAGCAGACGCUCCUGCAAGGGCUGCUAUGCAGAACGUCAUGCAAUUUAACGGGUAUUUCGGCUGCUCAUGGUGCCUUCACCCUGGAGUCAACAUCAAUGGAUACGUUAAGUACACCGUUAGCGGAGGAGUAAGGCAAGACCGCAGCGAGCGUGGGAUGAUCCAGGACAUGUCGACAGCAGCAGAAACGCAGCGCAUCGUCUGCGGGGUGAAAGGGCCAUCGCCACUGCUCAAUGUGCCAGGGUUUGACAUCGUUGGGAGCUUUAACCCCGACUAUAUGCAUUGUGCGUUACUCGGGGUUGCUCGCCAAUUUGCCGAACCCUGGUUCGCAGGAGUUGGAGAAGAGUAUUAUAUUGGCGAUCCGACGAAUCAGUCUAUUGUCAACGAGUGGCUAUGUGGCCUCAAACCACCGCAAUGCAUCAACAGACCUCCACAAGCAUUGAAGCUUAGGAGAUACUGGAAAGCCGCCGAAUGGCAGUGUUGGGUUUUUUAUUACUGCUUGCCGUUUUAA